Messenger RNA from Brassica napus (rape), 924 nucleotides. RefSeq lists its product as uncharacterized. Gene Ontology annotation, biological process: DNA transposition. Lineage: Eukaryota; Viridiplantae; Streptophyta; Magnoliopsida; Brassicales; Brassicaceae. Gene Ontology annotation, molecular function: transposase activity; zinc ion binding; DNA binding. The transcript is spliced from 3 exons. The record is from RefSeq and is a predicted model, not a curated record. Bases 1 to 924 code for a protein of 307 amino acids.
AUGAAGUUGGAGAGGAUAUUAGGUGAUUCUCCUAGGCUGGCAAUCAUAUCUGACCGUGCAGCAUGCAUUGCAUCAGCUGUGAAACGUGUGUACCCUUCUGCUAAUCACGGUUACUGCAUUGUUCAUUUGGCUAGAAACGUCAACUCUCGUUACUCAAGCAAAAACUUGGCUAAAAUGGUAACAUCAACUGCAAUGGCUUACCGUAUCGGAGAUUAUAGGGAUCUGUUAAGCAAAGUAAGGGCUAACUUCCCGGGAGACCGCUAUAACAUCAUGACUAGUAACAUAGCGGAGCAGCUGAACCAUGCACUCGUGGAAGGGAGGACUUCACCUAUUAUGGAGUUGGUUAUUUUCAUUCAAAGGAUGAUGACAAGGUGGUUCAGUGCAAGGAGAAAGAAGGCGGAAAACCACAGGGGUACAGUUAGUGUGGAGGUGGACAAGGUGAUGACAAACAAUAUGGCAACAAUGAAGGGGAGCAAAGUGAAUUCUUCUACUGAAUGGAGUUGUGAAAUUAUAGGGAAGUAUGGUAGGAAAGAACGUGUGCAUCUUGCCACUAAGCAGUGUAGUUGCAAGUAUUUUGAUAAAAUCAAAAUACCAUGUGGCCAUGCUAUGAUUGCUGCUGACAGUUUGGGAGUGCGUUAUGAGACUUUGGUUGAUCAUUACUACAAGACGUCUACAUGGAGGGAGACAUAUGCUGGGGUAAUCAGUCCAGAAGGAGACCCUCGUGAUGUGGAUAUACCUGAAGAUGUGAAGAAGAUGGUGUUGAUGCCCCCUGUCACAAAGAGACAACCUGGUCGCAGAAGGAAGAACAGGAUUCCCUCGAUUGGUGAAUAUUCGGUUACGAAGAAGACGAAGCUGGUUCCAAACAAGUGUGGUAGAUGUCGUAUCGAAGGGCACAACCGUUCCAGCUGCACCAACCCAAUAUAG